AUGGGCCUUCAGUCGAAGAGGGACCAGAGGGAAUGGUGGUCGACGGACCCGUUGAUGUCCUCAUCGGUGUUCGCCAAGACGAUGACCAGGGACCGCUACGAUGCCCUGACCUCCGCGCUCCACUUCGCCGCGGAGGAUAGGCUUUGGAAGCUGCGCCCUGUGUUAGACGUCUUGGAAUCGACGUAUCGAUCCGUCUUCGUCCCGAACAAGAACGUGACCGUCGACGAGAGCUUGUGGGCCUUCAAGGGGUGUCACCACGCCAUCCAGUACAACCCGAGCAAGAGGGCUCGGAGAGGGCUGAAGGUCUACAAGCUUUGCUCGUCUGACGGUCCAGAGGCAGGGUAUACGGCGGCCUUCAAGAUCUACAUGGGGCAAGACCGCGGCGUAUUUCCAUCCAGCAAGAAGGCCAUCACCGACCUGCUGGAGAAGGCAGAUCUACUCGACAAGGGGUACCAGUUACACACCGACAACUGGUACACCUCCCCGACUCUCUUCCAUUACCUGCAGGCCCGGAAGACCAGUGCAGUUGGGACGGUACGUCUCAACCGGCGUGGCAUGCCCUCGGACCUGCAGGCGAGUCGGGGACAAAUCGAUUUCCGGUCCAGCAAGACCGGAAUCAUCUGCCCUGGCGCAGUCAUAUCCAUCGACGAAGAAGACCGUCAAAUGGUAUAA
This is a messenger RNA of Penaeus monodon (black tiger shrimp), 672 nucleotides long. Its product is annotated as piggyBac transposable element-derived protein 4-like. Lineage: Eukaryota; Metazoa; Arthropoda; Malacostraca; Decapoda; Penaeidae. The record is from RefSeq and is a predicted model, not a curated record. The transcript has 2 exons. Bases 1 to 672 code for a protein of 223 amino acids.